Molecule: messenger RNA, 1451 nt
Organism: Jatropha curcas
Lineage: Eukaryota; Viridiplantae; Streptophyta; Magnoliopsida; Malpighiales; Euphorbiaceae
Product: Transcription initiation factor TFIIE, beta subunit
Biological process (GO): transcription initiation at RNA polymerase II promoter
Cellular component (GO): transcription factor TFIIE complex
Molecular function (GO): TFIIH-class transcription factor complex binding
Source: RefSeq, a predicted model, not a curated record
AAUCGGCACGAAAACCAGGUUGGGGCGGUUGUUGUAUUGGUAGGCGCGAUAUUUGCAGCGCUGGAGUGGAAACAAACGACACAGUAAAGGCAUAAGGAGGAGUUGCAUCGUCGAAGGUUUUCCGUCUGCUUUCUUGAUAAAUCCUCUUGGGUGCCGCGAUCCAAACGUAUAGAUGGCGCUGCAAGAAAAAUUAGAUAGAUUCAAGAAGCAGCAAGAGAAGUGCCAAACGACUCUUACCAGCAUUGCGUCCAGGCCUUCUAAACCCGCUGCAGCUCAAAAACAUGUACCUUUAGCUGCACCAACAAAUCCAAGGACUCCAGGUCCACCUGUCAAAUUUUCAAAUGACACGGAGAGACUCCAACACAUCAACAGCAUUCGAAAAGCGCCUGUUGGUGCUCAAAUCAAGCGUGUUAUAGACUUGCUGUUAGAGACAAGGCUAGCUUAUACACCAGAACAAAUAAAUGAGGCAUGUUAUGUUGAUGUGACCUCAAACAAGGCAGUUUUUGACAGUUUGAGGAACAAUCCAAAAGUGACUUAUGAUGGAAAGCGCUUUUCUUACAAGUCCAAGCAUGAUUUAAAGGACAAGAGUCAACUACUUGUCUUGAUACGGAAAUAUCCUGAGGGCAUUGCUGUCAUUGAUCUCAAGGAUGCAUACCCAACAGUUAUGGAGGAUUUACAGGCUUUGAAAGCUGCUGGACAAAUUUGGUUGCUAUCAAACUUUGAUUCACAGGAGGACAUUGCAUAUCCUAACGACCCUAGGGCUGUUAUUAAGGUGGAUGAUGAUCUUAAGCAGCUCUUUAGGGGGAUUGAAUUGCCUCGUGAUAUGCUUGACAUUGAAAAGGAUCUACAGAAGAAUGGCAUGAAGCCUGCCACAAACACAGCAAAGAGGAGAGCAGCAGCCCAGGUACAGGGCGUUUCCUCCAAGCCAAAGACCAAGAAGAAGAAGCAUGAAAUCAGCAAGAGGACUAAGCUUACAAAUGCACAUCUUCCGGAACUUUUUCAAAAUCUUGGUUCAUAGAACUUGUCAGAAAAAUGAAGUUGUUGACCUAACCACUUGCAAAUCAUCAAAUAUGGACUGAGGUGGAAUAUGUCACUGAGAUACAAAGACAAGCUUCAAGAGUAUACAGUUAAAUGUUAAGUUGCCCUAUUCGUAUAUGAUGAGCUUACAGAGCUACAGAGAUAUAAUGUGUUUCGAGUUCAUAACGUCCUUCCUCAAUCAGAUUUCUUUUUUUCAACAGUGAUCAUGUUUCUGAAAGCCAGUGUGAUUCAAUCAUGUAACUUAAAAUGCAGAGCGGUGAACCUUUGUCAUCAUAGUGGUGGAUAUAUAUAAUUUUCUUCCUUUUGCAGGAUUUCAGUUUGCAAAUGAUAUUGAUUUGAUUUUGUAAGCAGUUGCCAUUUAUUGGCACAAUUAAUUACUCAUGACCGCUAUUCGAGCAAAGUUAGCUUAGUUA